AUGCCUCAUCAGUACGGCAUACCGGGGUACGGGCAGGCUCCGCCGAGUCCCCCGACACAUCACGGCGGCAGUGGUGCACUGUUGCCACGUCUCGGUGCCGGAGGGGCCGUAAUUCCGGUGACCCCCAACAAUAACGGCGGUUCCGGCAUGGGGCCGGCAACGUCACCCAUCUUCCGCAGCCAGAUCGAGGAGCGGCGAUUGACGCGGGAAGCGAUGGAAAAGUAUCUACGCGAUCGCAACAACAUGGUCAUUGUUAUACUGCAUGCGAAGGUCGCCCAAAAAUCGUACGGCAACGAGAAGCGCUUCUUCUGUCCACCGCCCUGCAUCUACCUGUUCGGCGAGGGCUGGCGAUUGCGCAAGGAACAGAUGCUACGCCGUGGCGAAAGUGAACAGUCCACCCAACUUUGUGCCUUCAUCGGAAUCGGCAGUCCGGAGCAGGAAAUGCAACCGCUCGAUCUGAACAACCCGAAACAGUACUGUGCGGCCAAAACGCUGUUCAUUUCCGAUUCGGACAAGCGCAAACACUUUAUGCUGUCGGUGAAGAUGUUCUACGGCAGCGGACACGAUAUCGGUGUGUUCCAGUCCAAGCGCAUCAAGGUCAUAUCGAAGCCCUCGAAGAAGAAGCAAUCGCUAAAGAAUGCCGAUUUGUGUAUUGCGAGCGGCACGAAGGUUGCCCUGUUCAAUCGAUUACGGUCGCAAACCGUCUCGACGCGAUACCUGCACGUGGAAGAUGGACACUUUCAUGCCAGCUCAACGCAAUGGGGUGCCUUUACGAUCCAUCUGCUGGAUGAUAACGAGAGUGAAUCGGAAGAGUUUCAGGUUCGCGAUGGAUACGUACACUAUGGUGCGACGGUAAAGCUCGUUUGCUCUGUCACUGGGAUGGCUCUGCCACGGUUGGUCAUACGCAAGGUGGACAAGCAGAUGGCACUGCUAGAGGCAGAUGAUCCCGUAUCGCAGCUGCACAAAUGCGCCUUUCACAUGAAGGACACGGAGCGGAUGUAUCUGUGCCUGUCGCAGGAAAAGAUCAUCCAAUUCCAAGCAUCUCCAUGCCCGAAGGAACCGAACAAGGAGAUGAUCAAUGACGGUGCCUGCUGGACGAUCAUCUCCACCGACAAGGCGGAAUACCAGUUCUACGAAGGCAUGGGCCCGGUUCGAACGCCGGUGACGCCCGUGCCAAUCGUGAACUCGCUACACCUCAACGGGGGAGCCGAUGUGGCGAUGCUGGAAAUUACUGGCGACAACUUUACACCCUCACUGCAGGCCUGGUUCGGUGAUGUCGAGGCGGAAACGAUGUAUCGCUGCGCUGAAUCACUGCUGUGCGUUGUGCCGGACAUUUCGCAAUUUCGCGGUGAAUGGUCAUGGGUUCGUCAACCCACGCAAGUGCCUAUUUCGCUGGUGCGUAACGAUGGAAUCAUUUACGCGACUGGUCUCACCUUCACCUAUACGCCUGAACCAGGACCGAGGCCACCCUGUCCUGGUGCGGAAGAUGUCCUGCGUCGGGGGUCAACCGGUACACUGGCGGUGGUGGCCAACUCCAAUAGUAAUAACAGUAACAGUAGCAGCAACAAUAGUAACAGUGCAUCGGUCGUUAACCAGCAAGGUGGUCCAACUGCCGGCACAUUGCCCUCCAUUGCGGAUGUGAGUUGGAGUUCGCACGGGGGUGGGCUACCGUAA
This is a messenger RNA of Anopheles marshallii, 1674 nucleotides long. RefSeq names its product recombining binding protein suppressor of hairless (gene Su(H)). Gene Ontology annotation, molecular function: DNA-binding transcription activator activity, RNA polymerase II-specific; RNA polymerase II cis-regulatory region sequence-specific DNA binding. NCBI's taxonomy places the organism in Eukaryota, Metazoa, Arthropoda, Insecta, Diptera, Culicidae. The record is from RefSeq and is a predicted model, not a curated record. The transcript has 4 exons. Gene Ontology annotation, biological process: regulation of transcription by RNA polymerase II. Gene Ontology annotation, cellular component: nucleus. Bases 1 to 1674 code for a protein of 557 amino acids.